AUGUCGGGCCUAUAUGACGAUAGUAGCUACAGUAGGGAUUCAUUGUCUAGAGUUGAAGAACUAAUACGUGACAAAUCAGAAAAGACAAACGUGAUAACCUAUAUAUUUACACCUAAUGACCGACGUUGUCUAGAAGCCAUCGAAUGCGUGAGAUGUAGAGGGAAAUUUAUUGAACCGGGUUUAUAUUACAAACAUUUGGUUUACAAACAUGAUUUUAGCGCUUUCCAAGCACACAAAUUUAUUGGUGAAAUGCUACAUCGCGGGUUUGAACCACCAAUAAUUUGUAACAACUGCAGCGAAGAAUUCUAUGAUUACACAAAACUACAUAAUCAUCAAGUUGAAAGUAGGCACUGCAAUGAUGAGCUAAAUGUUAUGAAGUUACCGGACAAGAAGAGAAUAAAUAGUCCAUUCUAUAAAAACAAAGUCCCAAUUGUCUGUCACCAGUCUAAUAAUACUCACGGUAACACUUUGCUUCAAACAUUUACGACUACUAAGUAUAGUGGCGACAAUAAUUGGCCAAAAUUAAUACAAACUUCUUUUGCGUGCAAUGACGAAAACUGCAGCAAAGUAUUUCAUACUAUAAAAGAACUAAAUCAACACGGAAAACUAGAACAUGGCACGUGUCAUAAAUGUGAUGAGACAUUUAUAAAUCAAGAAAAACUUGAUCACCAUUUAGUUUAUAAACACAACAGAAAUCCUAAGUAUCAUUGCAUUACAGGCUCAUGUGAUCAAAGAUUUUGCUGGCAAAACGCAUCCUUUAGACAUCUCGACGCCUACUCGGCUGACUGUAUUCGUCAACUCAACAACGGCAGGCCCAAAUUGCCAUCUGAUCCUUUAGUUGAACGGACUAAACGUUUGACAAAAAAUAUAAUGAAAACACCCAAACUUGACAAACAAGCAAAACCAUUUUAUUGUUUAUUAUGCGAAAGGAAAUUCUCAAGUGGCUACAAUUUAUACAAUCACAAGAAAGCUAUGCACAACCGAAAACUCAAGUCGGCAAGGAAGUGUGACCUAUGCCCCGAAUUUUUCAUUGAAAAGGGAGAUCUUGUUCUACAUCGUCAACUUAAUCAUAAAAUUAAAUUUCGAAAAUUUCCAACCUCAUAUAGGUGUUGUGAUUGCAACAAAGACUUCAGAUCACCCAAAACCUUGCGCGACCACAAGGAAACUCAUCAUGGGUUGAAUUUGUUUGAUUGCAUCUAUUGUAAUGAAAAAUUCAGUACAAAGAAAGAUUUGGAUUCACAUAACAUAAUUUGUAAAUCAGUUCGGAUAAACCCCGAGACAAUAACACUGGAAGACAGUGACACAUCGCGUGAAACCUUAUCUCUUACAAUGAAUAACGGUCAUCGAUCUCCAGAAUACUCACCGAUGGAUUUACAAUUAAUAAGCUGUCAAAAGGAAGGUUGCGACGAACAGUUUUUAACUGAAGAAGACUUGAGCAUUCACGUUUAUCUUCGUCAUCAACCCCGAUAUCCUUGUUUGAAUUGUUUUGCGAAAUUCGAUUCUAUCAUUACUUUAAACGAACACGAAAGACGUCAACACGGAAAGACUAAUUUUGAUUGUUUGUUUUGUAUACAAUCUUUUGGCUCAUUAACCGAAUGGGAAAAACACCAUAACGUAUGUAAACCAACUAGAGAUCCCGACACAUUAAGUCUUGAUGAUAUAAGUAACUCGUCAAUUACACCAUAUGUCCCGACACCAUCACCACCUUUAAUCACAAGAUUCCGAGUUAACCAAGUUCGGACACAAUCAAGUGUUAAUACGAAUACCAUUAAAUGCGAUCAAUCCGGUUGUCCAUUGAUGUUUUCAUCAAUAAGUAAAAUGGUGGAACAUUUUAACACUCAUAAGUUGUCGCCUAUUCAGUUGCCAUUUAACUCAACUGACUAA
Molecule: messenger RNA, 1884 nt
Organism: Oppia nitens
Lineage: Eukaryota; Metazoa; Arthropoda; Arachnida; Sarcoptiformes; Oppiidae
Product: zinc finger protein 184-like
Exons: 1
Coding region: 1-1884 (627 amino acids)
Biological process (GO): regulation of transcription by RNA polymerase II
Cellular component (GO): nucleus
Molecular function (GO): sequence-specific DNA binding; DNA-binding transcription factor activity, RNA polymerase II-specific
Source: RefSeq, a predicted model, not a curated record